This is a messenger RNA of Trypanosoma brucei brucei TREU927, 630 nucleotides long. RefSeq lists its product as hypothetical. The transcript has a single exon. The record is from RefSeq and is a predicted model, not a curated record. Bases 1 to 630 code for a protein of 209 amino acids. Lineage: Eukaryota; Euglenozoa; Kinetoplastea; Trypanosomatida; Trypanosomatidae.
AUGGACGCCGGAAGCGAUGAGGCAGUUCAAAAGAAAAUGCAGGAAUUCCUGUCGAAGGAUGCCAUGGAGGAGCUCCGCAACAUCGGUGAUCGAACGGAAAGUCGCGUGCGUCAUGGAUUGCUCCCCCGCGACUACCAGCAGCAGCAACAUCAAAAGGACUAUCAGACGGCUAACGUCACUCACGAGGAAGAAGUAAAUUCCUACAUACAGCAACGGCGCACAUGGCGGGAAAAUGUGUUUUUGCUCCGUGAUUUUGAGUACUGGAGACUCCGAGCAGAAUAUUAUCCAUACGUGCGGCGCGGCGAUGAACAAAAUGACAACUUUUUCAUCCGCGGUAUUGCCUGCCAUCCUCGGCUGAGUGACUACCCAAUGUGCCGCAAACCGAUACAAGAUUACUUUGUGUGCCGCGACAAAAAUAAGAUAUUGCAACUGUUCAACCUGUGUGCCCCAAUGAAAGAGCAGUUCUGCGCAUGCAUUAACGAAGUGUUCGUGAAGAAUCACGAGCGUGGUGACAAGAAGUUUAAUGCACAGCGUAAUGAGUACUUUGAGGAACAGCGAAAUAGGCGACUCUCAAAGAUGAUGGCGCAUGUGGAGGACUCAAUGGAGAAGCGAAAGAAGCUACAGGAUUAA